AAUUCCUCCCACCUCCCAUCUUUUCUCCAUUGUUUUGAUAUCAUCCGACUGUACAAUAUUGUUCCCAAAUAGAGACCAGGCGGAAAUGGCGCUCGUGUUUGAGACAGUAACCAUGACUAAUUACGCUGGAAAUCUUCCUUUUUAUUUUUUUCUUCAUUUCGUGCCCAGUGACUGUAUUAUCUUUCUUUUUUUCUUAUUCACUUGGUUCGAUUCCCCAAAACCUUGGGGCGACACGGACCUUUAUGGGAACUGUGGAGACUGCAGGUCUCUUUCCAUAUGGAUCCUGUCUGUUGGGAGUCUUGUCUAUUCUGGUGUAUAUGGCGUCUUAUCCGGUUAACUCACCGCUCCACUCUUCGCAUUGCAUCUGGGCCGAUGCUCAGCUUGUUGGCUUUAUUAGCUGGUUCUUGUAUCUAUGAAAUAAAUUAUGAGUUGUGUUUCAUAUUGUCGUUUGUAAAUAGCAGUACGCCU
Aspergillus candidus is the source of this 468-nucleotide messenger RNA. RefSeq lists its product as uncharacterized. Bases 86 to 337 code for a protein of 83 amino acids. The transcript has a single exon. The record is from RefSeq and is a predicted model, not a curated record. Lineage: Eukaryota; Fungi; Ascomycota; Eurotiomycetes; Eurotiales; Aspergillaceae.